AUGUCGUACUCAUCACAACGUUACGAUCUUGACGCUGCGGCAGCUAGGAGGCGAAAUUCCCUCUAUUCAAACCAGAGCGCUUACAGUGACUAUGAUCGCCGCCGCCGCCGCCGCAGCAGCAGCAGCAGCAGCUCCUCAAGUAGUCGUGAUUCUCACUCGUACUCACGUAGGUCUGGCGAAUCCGACGUGCCUUACCAUAUGAGAUGGGAACAGCAACAACAACAUCAUCAUCGUCAUCAUCAUUCCAGACGGGAAGGGUACCUGCGCCCGAGACGGGGCUCAGCUUCUUCCUCAGAAUUAGACGACGAUUAUUCUCAUCUGAACAGAGAGCGCCGUGCGAGCAAUGACCGACGACGCUCUCGCUCUGACAGAGGGCGGGAUCGUUCGCCGCAGGAGGAGAUCAACACAAUGCUCAACAGUGGUCGGGCACCAAUUAUCAGACGAGGGUCAACCUAUGGUACCUACAUCAUGCCCCUCGACAUGGAUGGACACUAUCAAACUUCGGACCCCACGAGAUGUACUUGCAGAUGUUGCCCCCAUCCGACAGGUAUCUCCCAUAGCCACGAUAACUACGGGCAUAUGUCCGGGGACGUGCAUACUACCAGUCAACGCCGUUCGCAUCCGCCCCACAGAUAUAACCGCAAUGGCAGGCCUGUCUUUGAGGUAUAUGACAACACAAGGAAUGGGAUGCGAAGCGAAAACAGUUUUCCGUUUACCAUUUCAGUCAACCCCCGAGCGUCAUGUGACCGCAUCGUGGCCUUCUUGGCACCCGACAGGCGGUACGCCAAGGUUCUAGUGCACUGGAACAACGGGACGGUGCAGAGGCUCGACGGCAGCGUCCCGAUGGUUGAUCUUCUAGAAUACGCAGAAUAUCUCGAGAUCAGGGAGGUGAAGCAGGUGCGCUGGGCGGCUUGA
Molecule: messenger RNA, 915 nt
Organism: Fusarium tjaetaba
Lineage: Eukaryota; Fungi; Ascomycota; Sordariomycetes; Hypocreales; Nectriaceae
Exons: 1
Coding region: 1-915 (304 amino acids)
Source: RefSeq, a predicted model, not a curated record